GCUCGAGCUGUUGGGCUCGGGGCGUGUAGGCGCUGCAGGGCCGCCGGGCGUCCCGCGGGGCCCGACGUGUCGCUGGUGCGUCGAGGGGGGCCCCUCGCCUCGGGGCGCGCGAUGGCGCAGCCAGACGUGGUGGUGGUCGGCGGCGGCAUCGCGGGCCUCACGGUGGCACUGUCGGCCGCCGAGGCGGGGCUGAGGGUUGUGGUGCUGGAGCGGCAGCCGAGACUGGGCGGCCGCGCCCGGGGCUGGAAGGACCCGACGACGGGGGACCCGGUCUCCAUCGGCCCGCACGUGGUCACGGAUCCGGACUACCUGCACUUCUUCAAGCUGCUGAGGCGGAUAGGGACGUUCGACAAGCUCGCGUGGCAGCCGCCUGGGCACUUCAUGACGUGGAUGGAGGGCGAGCGCGAGAUCUCGAUCGAUCAGCCGACGUUCCUGCCGGCGCCCUUCAGCUGGCUUCCCGCGCUUUAUAAGGACCCGCUCCUGAAACUCCGCGAUGUCCACGCGAGCCUCCCCGUGAUCGCCUUCACUCUCAAGUGCAGCGAGGAGGAGCUUCUCGCGCUCGACGGGGAGUCUGGGCUGGACUUCCUCCGACGCUUCGAGGUCACGGAGAACAUGAUCGACCACUUCUGGCGUUUCGCCUGUCACGCCAUUUGCAAUGUGCCGCUCGAAGAGGUCUCUGCCUGCGCCCUGAUCCGUUUCAUGCAGCGGCUCGUCGGCACCUCGCCCAGGCUGGCGCGCAUUGGCUUCGCCAACUGCGGCCUGGGGGACCUGCUGACCCCGGCCAAGGAGCGGCUCGAGGAGCUGGGGGCCGAGGUGCGGCUUCGCACGGAGGUCUUGGGCUUCGAGGGCGACGACGAGGUCACCGGGGUCGUGCUCGAGGGCGAGGUGCUCCGGCCCAGGGUCGGCGUCGUCGUGACGCUUCCAGCCAGCGACCUGCACGCCUUCUUGCCUGAACGAUGGCACCAGCGCGCGCCGUUGCCACAAUUGGCUGGCCUCAAGCCCUGCGCCUACCUCUGCACCUACAUCUGGUUCGACCGCAAGCUGACGGACAAGCAGUUCUGGGCCCGUACCUUCACGCGGGAGGGCCUGAACUGCGACUUCUACGAUUUCAGUAACAUCUUUCCAGGCUGGACCAAGCCAUCCUUUAUCGGAACCAACUGCAUCGAUUCGACGGCCGCGAGCUCUGGGGGUCAGCGUGACCAUGCCAUGAACGGGAUGAGCGACGACGAGGUCUUCGAAAGGACGCUGGCCGAGAUCCGUGAGAACAUACCCUUGGCGCGCGACGCCAAGGUCCUCCACUGGACGGUCAACCGCGUGCCCCAGGCCAUCCACCGGCCCGUCGUCGGAACCGAGCGGCUGCGCCCCCGCGGCGGGGCCACGGGGGUCAGGGGCCUCUUCCUGGCCGGGGACUACUGCGCCACGCAGUUCCCCUGCUCCAUGGAGAGCGCCGCCUGCGGCGGCUACCAGUGCGCCGAGGCCGUGCUGUCCGCGGCCGGCAGGCCGCGCGCCCUCGUGGAGGCGCGCGAGCCGCUGGACGGCGCGGCCACCCUGCUCGGCAGGCUGCUGGGGCAGGAGCGCCUGCGCCCGCUGCUGCUGGGGCUGUCGCGCCUCAACGGCGGGCAGAUGGCCAAGCUCUGAGCUGGGCUGUCUCCGGGCGGCGCGCGCACAGCAGGGGCGACGUCCCCCCCCCCUAACGUUGCGUCUCGACUCCGGAGAAGUGUUAGCCAGAGGCCACGGGGGCUGCCAGGCAGCUCUGGACUCGAGUGCUCAAGCUGUUUGUGAGGCACGGGCUCGUAGCCAGCAGGCGGAGGCGGGCUCCACUUCGGUCUCGAGUCGAGCGAGGCGAGCCUGUUAGAACUCCCAGCGGAGGGAGCCUGGUAAAGCAUCCCUC
Messenger RNA from Prorocentrum cordatum, 1891 nucleotides. NCBI's taxonomy places the organism in Eukaryota, Dinophyceae, Prorocentrales, Prorocentraceae. The record is from the annotation of a GenBank genome assembly.